This is a messenger RNA of Dipodomys ordii (Ord's kangaroo rat), 2883 nucleotides long. It is a transcript of the gene Morc1, whose product is annotated as MORC family CW-type zinc finger 1. Lineage: Eukaryota; Metazoa; Chordata; Mammalia; Rodentia; Heteromyidae. Bases 1 to 2883 code for a protein of 960 amino acids. The record is from RefSeq and is a predicted model, not a curated record. Gene Ontology annotation, cellular component: nucleus. Gene Ontology annotation, molecular function: zinc ion binding. The transcript has 26 exons.
AUGGAGGAGCAUUUGUCGGCAGGUAUCUGGAACCUUUUAUAUCCCUCCACUGACUUUGUGUUUUCCCUUUACUUCCUCAUCAGCACGACACACAGUUUCCUCUUUGGAGCUCUUGCUGAACUGCUGGACAAUGCAAGCAAUGAUAUUGUCAUGCUUUCUUUUUCUAGAGAUGCAGGGGCCACACGACUUGAUGUGUUUUCAGUGGAUAAUGAAAAACUGCAGGGUGGAUUCAUGUUGUGUUUCCUGGAUGAUGGAUGCGGCAUGAGCCCUGGAUUUCAGUAUGCUACUGAGGCCUCCUAUGUGUUACUUCUGCCCCAGCCUCAAGUGGCUGGGAUUGCAGAUAGUGACUAUGAUGACCAGUUUAGCUCUGAAUAUUUUCACAGUAAUUCUGUUGUCGUUCCCAUCCCUUCAUGGAUAACAAAAACCAGAGAAUCUAUCACAGAUGACCCCCAGAAAUUCUCAACAGAGCUGUCUAUAAUUUAUAAGUACUCCCCAUUUAAAAAUGAAGCAGAGCUGAUGCAACAAUUUGAUAUGAUCUAUGGAAAAUGUGGUACUUUGCUAAUUAUUUACAACUUGAAGCUUCUUCUUAGUGGAGAACCAGAGUUGGAUGUGAAAACUGACAAGGAAGACAUCCUGAUGACUGGGGCUCUGGAGGACUUUCCAGAGAGAUGCUCAUUCAGAGCCUACACCUCUAUUCUGUAUUUUGACCCAGGGAUGAGAAUCUAUAUCCAAGCAAAAAGAGUUCAAACAAAGAUUCUAUAUCAUUGCCUCUACAAACCCAGAAAGUAUCUCUAUGUCACAUCUUCUUUUAAAGGUGUAUUUAAAAAUGAAGUAAAAAAGGCGGAAGAAGCAGUAAAGAUCGCUGAACUUGAGUUGAAAGAAGCACAAAUCAAAACAAGCCAGCCUAACACGAUUUCUUUGCCUUCUGCCAAGAAUGUGUUACAGAAAGCUUUGGAAGAUGUAGAAGCAAAGCGUAAGAAUCUUAAAGAGAAACAGAGAGAAUUAAGAAAAUCAAGAACACUCUCCCUGUUCUUUGGAGUAAACAUAGAAAACCAAAGCCAAGCUGGAGUGUUCAUUUACAGUAACAACCGUUUGAUCAAAAUGCAUGAGAAAGUGGGCCCGCAGUUGAAACUGAAGUCCUUACUUGGUGCAGGUGUGGUUGGAAUUGUUAACAUACCUUUGGAGAUCAUGGAACUAUCCCAUAAUAAACAAGAAUUUCUUAAUGUUCAAGAAUAUGACCAUCUACUAAGAGUCAUGGGACAGUAUUUGAUCCAGUAUUGUAAGGACACUGGAAUGAGCAACAGGAAUCUAACAAUGUUUUGGAAUGACCUUGGGUACCAACAUAAUAAGGACCUAGAGAAAUCCUCAGAGAUUCAAUACCAAAGGAGACAAGCCAUGGCCAUUCCAUUCAUGAUGCAGUGUGAUCUUUGCCUUAAGUGGAGAGUCUUACCGUAUCCUACUGAUUUCCAGAAAAAGGAAUUUCUUGACGCGUGGAUUUGUGCUAAUAAUCCUAACCAUUCGGAAAACAGCUGUGAUCAGGUAGAAUGGCUUCCUUCAAUCCCCCUGGGUACCAUGAACACAGCAACAUCAUCAAAAAGUGAGAGAGAGAAGCAGCUGAGAGAGUCCAUCCAAAGGUAUCAGAAUAAACUGGCAGAAAUGAAGCCACAGAAACUUCAACUUAUAUCAUCAAGUAAGAUCUCAGGAACCACCUCCACCUUGCUCUCUUCAGCUCCUAAGGAUAUUACCAAAACUCAGAAACUCAGGAUUGCAAGUGAUAACUUGAAGCCUGGAUAUCUUUCCUCCCUUGAGUUUUCAGUCAACCACAGAGACCAAAAAAGAAAUCCAGAAGGUGCAGAUUUGUAUAUAGAGCAUGUUUCCAAAACCAAGAUAGUGAAGAAGUCUGUCAGCAAACCCCAGCAGCAAAGAGAAGCAGAAGCUCUGCCAGAAAAUGUCAAACUAGCUCAGAGGUCCCAGAUUGCUAAUAUAAGCACAGUGUCUGCAGAACUCAAACAAGUGAAGAGUUCUCAGAAAAAUGUCUCUUGCUGGGGAAUAAAAAGGGAACCAAGUAUAAGCCUCACACAAGAAGGUCAAGUAUUGGUUGAUGCUGAAUCCAGCAACAACAAUCAAGAUAUCAUCGUGAUUCUGGAUGAAGAUGACACUGAUGUUGCCUUGAAACAAGAAAAACAGGAGAUUCCACUUUUAAGCAGAGAAAAAAAGCAGUACAACGGUAUUCCAGCAAUAAAUGGAAAAUCUUCAUUGCUUAACCAGAAAAGCUUGCCCAGGGUGCCAAGGGAAGAUAUUAGUCCAAGUUCUGGACAUGAAGCUAAGGUUUCUGUGAGUGUUGGUGGCCAUGUUUCUUCUUCACUAAUGACAUUGUCUCAGAGCACAUCUGUUAAGGAAAUAGUGAGAAAACUCACAUCUAAUUUAAGGGAAAUUCUUCAGUAUUUUGUUCCUGACUGUCAGCUACCACCAGGAUUUGAAUACACAUCUGUAGAAGAACUUUUGGAAAAUUCUGAGCUGGAGCAAUGCCCAGAACAGAAAAACAAAAAGCUGAAAGAAUGUUUCAACCAGAUCCAGAAUGUAUACAUGGUCCAUUAUGAAAAAAAGCUAAAGAGAAAAAUUCAGUCCCUCAUUUAUGAUGUGAACAGAAGAGCAAUACUUACUGAAAUCUCUUGGGGACAAUGUGAAGAAAAAAGGAAGAAAGCUGAGUGUAAACUUAAUGACCUUCGUAUGAAAGUGGUGGUACUGCUGCAGAAGCUUCAGCUGGGUUGUCCAGUGGGUGACCUGGAACAGAUUGAUGCUUAUUUAGAAUCUUUGCUUCAAGAAGAUAAUCAACUUUUCCGGAAGACUUUAAAUAAGGAGUUUCUAGAUGUGGGACAUUAG